Messenger RNA from Hypanus sabinus (Atlantic stingray), 2526 nucleotides. RefSeq names its product carcinoembryonic antigen-related cell adhesion molecule 5-like. The transcript has 12 exons. NCBI's taxonomy places the organism in Eukaryota, Metazoa, Chordata, Chondrichthyes, Myliobatiformes, Dasyatidae. Bases 1 to 1812 code for a protein of 603 amino acids. The record is from RefSeq and is a predicted model, not a curated record.
AUGGAAGCAGACAGGGAAAUUGAAAGGAAGAAGCUGGAGUGGGAGGAGGCAGAGAAACAACGGCAGUUCGGGAGGGAGAGAUGGCAACAUAUGGGCAGCGGGGCAGACCGGGAGGAGAAGUUUAAUGUUGGACCUGUUUCCAAUGUCACUGUUACAUCUGAUGCCACCAGACUGAUUGAGUACAGCGACACCGUCAGACUAACCUGCUCCGCAACAGGCACGGAUGUCUCUUACCUGUGGCUUGAGCAGAACAGCGUGAUCAUUCCCGGUGGCAGGUUUGAGCUGAGUGCCGAUAACAGCACACUCACUGUUUCUGGAGUGCGACGGACAGACGGAAGUUUCACCUGUAGAGCAAGCAACGUGAUUAACGAAAUCACGAGCGCUCCGUUUUCUCUUAAUGUCAACUACGGACCGGAUCGUCCAUCCAUCAUCACUCAACCGCACUCGUCUUUUCACAUUGCCGGAGGCUCCCUAAGGUUAACAUGUUUCUCACAGUCCCACCCAGAUGCUCAAUUGAAUUGGCAACUGAACGGUGCCCACCUACACAGUGGGCAGGAGGUCGUCCUCGACAGCAUCUCUGUGAACAACGCGGGAACGUAUACUUGUGAGGCCUAUAACAUGGUUACAAAAAGGAACAAUGCCUCAACUACGCAAAUCAAUGUGUUCGAACGUGUUUCCAAUGUCACUGUUACAUCUAACGCCACCAGACUGAUUGAGUACAGCGACACCGUCAGACUAACCUGCUCCGCAAGAGGCACGAAUGUCUCUUACCUGUGGCAUGCGGAGAAUCGCAAGAUAAUUCCUGGAGACAGGAUUGUUCUGAAUGAAGAUCACAGCACACUCACUGUUUCUGGAGUGCUACGGACAGACGGAAGUUUCACCUGUAGAGCAAGCAACAUGAUUAACGAAAUCACAAGCUCUCCGUUUUCUCUUCAUGUCAGCUACGGACCGGAUCGUCCAUCCGUCAUCACUCAACCGCACGCAUCUUUUUACAUUGCUGGAAGCACGAUCAGGUUAACAUGUUCCACGGAGUCCCGCCCAGAUGCUGAAUUGAAUUGGGAACAGAAUGGUGCCCGCCUACAAAGUGGGCAUGAGGUCGUCCUCGACAGCGUUUCUGUGGCCCACACGGGAAAGUAUACUUGUGAGGCCUAUAACACGAUUACAAAAAGGAAUAAUGCCUCAACCACGGAAAUCAUUGUGUUCGAGACAGUGACUGGGGUUACUGUCGUGGCCAGUGAUCCCAACCCCCUUGAAGACCCCGAUACCAUCACACUCAGCUGUCCCGCGUCGGGCACUGUUCAGACACGGACAUGGUUCAAGGAUAACCAACCCAUCCAGGAAAACGGCAGAAUAUUUACAUCCCCCGACAAGGCGAAACUGACUAUAAUCAGAGCUAACAGAAACGACGCAGGGACGUACAAGUGCAUCGCCAGCAAUUCAUUCAGCAGUGGCGCUGGAGUGACCAACGUGCAAGUUUACUAUGAAAAUUGUACCUUCCGGGCUGGCGCGAUCGUGGGCAUUAUACUCGGUUUACUUAUCAUGGGCCUGGUGGGAGGAUUCAGUGGAUGGCUGUUCGCAGGAAAAGCUGGCGGUUUAUUCAGCAUCAUAUAUCCACCGAAAUCUAAAAAUGGCACGGGCAGAAAUUCCGGAUGGAAAAGCACCUUCGAUACAAAGACCGUAAACUCAUCAGAAUAUUAUGAAAAUGUCCAAAUGGAUGAACAGGGUGCAAGGAACAAUGCGCAGGAUGGAGACUCCACUUAUACGGGUCUUAUCCUGGAGUAUCGAUCUGUUUACCGUGAUCUGAACAGCUGACGUCACUGUGAACGGAAGCCGAUGAUUGGAUCGUGAAUUGGCACAGAGAAUGGACAACCAUCCAGGAUAAAUCCACCGUUCAAAAUGGCUUUUUUUUUCUUUGUAAUCGUUCUCGAGGUCUCAACUAAACCUCUUCCGCGUUUCCUAGCCUCACGACAAAGACAUCACAGAAGAUUCUGUCUCGUUUCCGUCGCAGCAGCUUAGUUCUCUCGCAUCAACCCAGACUGGUGCUGUGGCGUUUCAGGGGAUUUCCAUAAAAUGACCGCUGUUUGAAUCCCUAUCCCGGCCGUACUCUAUUCUCAACACGUGAUCAGUUGUGUUUGAGCUGCAAUGUCUAAUCUAUAUAGCAAAAUUACCCUACCGCAUAGCCCUCUAUGGUUCUGAGCUCAAUGUACCAAUCUCAGUGUCUCUGGAAAGUCCCAUUGUAUCGGCCUUCGCUCGCCACGCACCCAUCACUCUCUGUGUGAAAAACGUACCCCUGGCAUCUCCUUGUACCUACUUCCGAGCACAAUCGUGUUCGCCAUUUCAGCCCUGGAGAAAAGCCUCUUGCUCUUGCACGAUCAAUGCCUCUAAUUAUCUUAUACGCAUCUAUCAGGUCACCUCCCAUCCUCCGUCGCUCCAAGGAUGAAACGCAAAUUCCGGCUGAACCUGUUCCCAUAAGGUAUGUUCCCCAAUCCAGGCACCAUCCUUGUAAAUCUCUUCUGUUAAUCGGGU